This is a messenger RNA of Bradysia coprophila, 891 nucleotides long. RefSeq names its product Gemin 2 (gene Gem2). Lineage: Eukaryota; Metazoa; Arthropoda; Insecta; Diptera; Sciaridae. Gene Ontology annotation, biological process: spliceosomal snRNP assembly; spliceosomal complex assembly. The record is from RefSeq and is a predicted model, not a curated record. Gene Ontology annotation, cellular component: nucleus; spliceosomal complex; SMN complex.
AAUAAACUGGCAACACUGCGAGCUUUCGCAUAACAGCUGACAUUUUCAUAUAAACAAAAGAAAAGAAAAAGAAACAAAAAUAGUUGUGCACUUGCAUCACAACUGAAUUAUUAUCAAACCUCACGAAUGGAGUCACUUCAACACAAAGUCUUAGAUUUUCCAGAGCCUGACGAAUCAUUCGAUCCGAAUUUUAUACCAGAGGAUGGCACACAAUAUUUACAAAAAGUUGCACAUGAACGCAAGCACUGUCCAGAUAUUGUCGUCAAACCAUUUGUAAAUAGCACACCCAGCCAGCCAAUAAGUUGGAACACCCUCUUACAGACAGACUUUGUGGACACAGCAUCCGUCCAGCUUCGGCCAUCAGAAGAAUGGAAAAAAGUGCAAAUAUCCGAAUUCCUAUCCAUCCGACAACGCAUAUCUUCAAUGCGAGAAUUAUUCCGACUGAAUAUGCCCGACAAUUUACCCAAAUUGCCGGAGAUCAGCGAUCCGAAAUCGUGGCUUGAAUUCUGCAAAAACAACUCGCCAAUACUCCGGAUUGUGCUGCAAAUCGACCAGAGAAUGCUAGAAGUUCUGUUGGACUAUCAACUGAAAUGGUUGGAAGAUUCGACGACAAGUGGCUUAGCUCUGGCCAUUGAAGACAGUUGGCUGGGUACAUGGAUCUAUUCGACAUUAAGCUGCCUACAUCUGCCACUCGAACCGAACACGCACAGUUUGUUACGGCAAGUAGCCAAAUGUUGUGUCAAUGGCAGAAAUCGAUUGACUGUUGACGAUGUUGUCUUAGCGACUCCGUUCAAUUUACUUAUUUGCAUUAUAUCCGGCUGUUUCGAUCAAAGAGACUUCAAAUCAAUGGUUUAAAAUAAAGUCAGCUCUGGCAGAUGUCGAGUAAAAUUU